ACAUGCUUGCCAACGCGGCCACGAUGCGGAUCCUGAUCAAGGGGGGGAAGGUGGUGAAUGACGACUGCACCCUGGAAGCGGACGUCUACAUUGAGAAUGGGAUCAUCCAGCAGGUGGGCCGUGAGCUCAUGAUCCCCGGUGGAGCCAAGGUCAUUGAUGCCACGGGCAAGCUGGUCAUCCCGGGGGGCAUUGACACCAGCACCCACUUCCACCAGACCUUCAUGAAUGCUACCUGCGUGGAUGACUUCUAUCAUGGCACCAAGGCUGCCCUGGUCGGGGGAACCACCAUGGUCAUCGGGCACGUGCUUCCGGACAAAGACAUCUCCCUGCUGGACGCCUACGAGAGGUGCCGCAGCCUGGCCGACCCCAAAGUCUGCUGCGACUAUGCCCUGCACAUGGGCAUCACCUGGUGGGCGCCCAAGGUGAAGUCGGAGAUGGAGACCCUGGUGCGGGAGAAAGGGGUGAACUCCUUCCAGAUGUUCAUGACCUACAAGGAGGUGUACAUGCUGAGGGACAGCGAGCUCUACCAGGUGUUCCGUGCCUGCAAAGACAUCGGGGCCAUUGCCCGCGUCCACGCGGAGAACGGCGAGCUAGUGGCUGAGGGAGCCCGGGAAGCCCUGGAUCUGGGCAUCACUGGCCCAGAGGGCAUCGAGAUCAGCCGGCCAGAGGAGCUGGAAGCGGAGGCCACCCACCGCGUCAUUACCAUCGCCAACCGGACUCACUGCCCCGUCUACCUGGUCAACGUGUCCAGCGUGUCUGCCGGAGAUGUCAUAGCGGCCGCCAAGAUGCAAGGGAAAGUUGUCUACGCCGAGACCACCACGGCACACGCCACGCUGACAGGCUUGCACUACUACCACCAGGACUGGUCCCACGCUGCUGCGUAUGUGACGGUGCCACCCUUGCGGCUAGACACCAACACGUCCACAUACCUCAUGAGCUUGCUGGCCAAUGACACCUUGAACGUCGUGGCCUCCGACCACCGGCCGUUCACCACCAAGCAGAAGGCCAUGGGCAAGGAGGACUUCACCAAGAUCCCCCACGGGGUCAGUGGGGUGCAGGACCGCAUGGCCGUCAUCUGGGAGCGCGGAGUGGUAGGAGGCAAGAUGGAUGAGAACCGCUUUGUGGCCAUCACGAGUUCAAAUGCUGCCAAGAUUUACAACCUUUACCCUCGCAAGGGCCGCAUCAUCCCUGGGGCAGACGCGGAUGUGGUCGUGUGGGACCCGGAGGCCACCAAGACCAUCUCGGCCGGCACCCAGGUCCAGGGUGGCGAUGUGAACCUGUAUGAGAACAUGCGCUGCCACGGUGUGCCGCUGGUCACGAUCAGCCACGGGCGUGUGGUCUACGAGAAUGGCGUCUUCAUGUGCGCCGAGGGCACCGGCAAGUUCUGCCCGCUGCGCUCCUUCCCGGACUCGGUCUACAAGAAACUGGUGCAGCGGGAAAAGAGUUUAAAGCUUAAGGGCGUGGACCGCACCCCAUACCUGGGGGACGUAGCCGUGGUUGCGCACGCUGGGAAAAAAGAGACGGGGACACCACUUGCAGACACCCCCACCCGACCUGCCACGAGACACGGGGGCAUGAGGGACCUCCACGAGUCCGGUUUCAGCCUUUCCGGUUCUCAAAUCGAUGACCAUGUUCCAAAGCGAGCUUCGGCCCGGAUUCUCGCUCCCCCCGGAGGCCGGUCUAGCGGCAUUUGGUAGCUGCCCACCGGACGUGUCCCCCAACUAAGGACACCAUCGCCACCCCCACUUGCCCAGCUGCCCCCCACACACACCCUGUGAGCUCAAGGCCGCCACGCCUUCUUCCACCGGAGCCACUGACACCGGCCUGCGCUUUGCUGCCCCGUGCCCGAUGCCACGCGGACCCCCGGGGGAAGGAGGCGGAGGGGGUGGCGCCCGAGCCCCCUCCUCACACCAGAGCUGCCCUGAAGACAAGGGCGAUGCAGCACCGAGGGAGGGAAGGAGGGCCUGUCUCUGCCUUGUGGGUCCCAGCAGAAGGUGGGAGCUGCCCCUAGUGCUUGC
Molecule: messenger RNA, 2018 nt
Organism: Pogona vitticeps (central bearded dragon)
Lineage: Eukaryota; Metazoa; Chordata; Lepidosauria; Squamata; Agamidae
Source: RefSeq, a predicted model, not a curated record